Molecule: messenger RNA, 579 nt
Organism: Penicillium argentinense
Lineage: Eukaryota; Fungi; Ascomycota; Eurotiomycetes; Eurotiales; Aspergillaceae
Product: FG-GAP repeat domain-containing protein
Exons: 2
Coding region: 1-579 (192 amino acids)
Source: RefSeq, a predicted model, not a curated record
AUGGCAAUCUCGAUGCGCGUUGGCGUAGUUCCAUUUGGGGUGGCAGAGGGCGACUUGAACAGAGAUGGCCACAGCGGCGAUAACUCGGUCAGCGUUUUUCUGGGAACUGGAUCAGGGAAACUCCAAUCACAGAUUACAUUCAGCGUGGGCUCAAUUCCGUAUGAGAUUGCGUUGGGUGACUUCAACAAAGACGGCCACAUUGAUAUUGUGACUGCGAAACAAGACAUGCAGGCCAGCAGUAAUGACACAGUGAGUGUCCCGCUCGGACCGGGAUCAGGGGGCUUUCAGACUCAGGCCGUAUUCGGGGUCAGGGAAACACCAAUUUCUGUUGCAGUGGGAGUCUUCGAUAAAGACGGCAAUCCUUAUAUUGUGGCCACAAAUGCCGUAAGCAAUACCGUCAGCGUUUUGCUCGGGAAUGGAGCGUGGGACUUCCAAACGCAGGUCACGUUCGACGUGGGAAUGUCGCCAGUAGACGUUAUAGCUGACAACUUCAAUGGAGAUGAUUAUCUGGAUAAUUUGGUUGGCAAUGUUGGUGAGAAUACCGUGGGCCACUUGCUCGGGAAGCCUUGUGAUUCUUAA